Molecule: messenger RNA, 1939 nt
Organism: Nematostella vectensis (starlet sea anemone)
Lineage: Eukaryota; Metazoa; Cnidaria; Anthozoa; Actiniaria; Edwardsiidae
Exons: 1
Coding region: 108-1085 (325 amino acids)
Biological process (GO): proteolysis
Molecular function (GO): cysteine-type peptidase activity
Source: RefSeq, a predicted model, not a curated record
UAUGUUUUUGUAGGGGACAGCCUAAUGAUGACAUUGUAUCCUGUACCAAUGCUGACUGUCCAUAUGGACAAUUCCAUACUAAAUGCCUUUCUUUACAUAAUGUGAAAAUGCCAAAGCAAUGGUACUGCCCUCACUGCUGUAAACUACCACAGCUCAAAAAACGGGCAAAGGCUAAAGUUGCACCAUCUCAGGUAAACCAGGCUGCUAUGUUAAAAACUACAAUUUGUAUCUGUAAUGAAAAGGCAACCAUGACUGAUAGACUCAUUGAGUGCCACAAUGUAAACUGCAGCAAUGGAAAUUUCUUCCAUCUGAAAUGCUUGGGGUUGAAAAGAAUGCCUAACAAUUCCAAGACAACAUGGCUAUGUAAUAUCUGCCGAGGAAAAAAGGGCAACACAAUGCCUUGUGAUAAACCUACCACUUCUACUUCUACAACACCUAUUACAAAUCCUAAAUCACCUGCAACAACAUCAAACUUAUCAGAUGAUGAUGAUAAUGAUAGUGAAGAUGAAAUAGAAAUUACAAAAGUGUCAACUAGUUCUGGUUCUGUUAACAAGUAUGCUAUUCUGGCUAAUUUAAACAAUGCAGAUUAUGACAUCAUUAGUGAUCCUGCUGGAUGGCUUACUAGUGACAUUAUCCAAUAUGCUCAAGUCCUGAUAAAAGAAGUUAACCCAGCAAUUGAGGGCUUACAACGACCAACUCUUGGAAGAGUCAGAAACUUUGAUGUAGUGUCUAGUGAAUUUAUUCAGAUUCUACACACUGGAAGUGAUCACUGGGUCUGUGUUAGCUCACUGGGCUGUCCACCUGGAUAUGUUCACCUGUAUGAUAGUUUAUAUCAUGAUGUUAUAAGUCAAGAAAUAGAGGAACAAACCAAUGACCUCCUAGGUGGAAGUUUGAUUAGUUUAGAUUUUGUACCCGUCCAGCAACAGAGCAAUGGUAGUGACUGUGGGGUUUUUUCAAUUGCAUUUGCCACAUGUUUAGCUUUUGCUACUAAUCCAAGUCACUUUACUUUUGACAUUCCCAAAAUGCGCUCACACUUAUUAUCAUGUCUCAAAGAUGAGACAAUUAGCAUGUUUCCAUCCUUCUAAUUCUUGAUAAAUUUUGUAAUUAGAGUGCAAACAAUGCAGCCAUUGAGCUAUCCACAAAACCUGUCUAGUAAUACUAAAUAGUGCGAUCUGUUGUUUACUAUCCUUAAUUAGCACUAUUCUGCAAUAUUUAAUCCUUUUUAUUUUGCAGUUAAAUUGUUUUCAAUCUAAAUGCAGUAAAAAUCACUGAAUUUUGUAAAUAACAAAACAUAUUUGCAUGUCCAUUGGUGUAAAAUAAUGUGAAAUCAUUCACAAUGAUACAUAAAAUUUACAAUAAUUUGCCAUAGAAUUUACCAGAGAUAUGAAUUUAAGCAAUAUUGUCAUGUUUUGAAAUAAUUUUGCUAAAUAUUGAAAUUAUUUUGUUCCUGUUCUUAAUAUUAUAUUGACAAUGUGCAAGAUGACUUUAGAUAUAUAAAUAAUAUUUGAUUCAAAAAUUCAACAAUCUUGUUGUUGCUUUUUAGUUUAAAACCAGUCACUAUGAGUUUGUUAUUUGCCAACUUAGACAUGCAUUUACAUCAUAGAUUUUUAAAUGAUUAACACUUGUUUACAAAAAAAACUUUUUGUUAACAUAACAUAUAUCUUUGCUGUUUUAGAUCACCUGAUAAGCAGCUAAAUAAUUUUGUCCAAUAGCGCGAUAACACUUAAACCAUGAAAUAACUAAAAUAUGUCUACUAUUAACUAUAGAGACAAAUAGUAGCAAAAUCCUUUGUUUUCUAUUGCUUAAUUAGUACUAUUUGUACUUUUUAGUUAGUCCUUGUUUCACAGUUUCAGUGCUAUUGCUUUAGUUAGAAUGAUUUACAUUAACCUUUGAUAUAAAGUAUGGUGAGUAGCUGUACAAAUAAAAGAACACAAAUGGA